This is a messenger RNA of Fonsecaea multimorphosa CBS 102226, 993 nucleotides long. RefSeq lists its product as uncharacterized. Gene Ontology annotation, biological process: tRNA modification. The transcript has 2 exons. Gene Ontology annotation, molecular function: RNA binding. The record is from RefSeq and is a predicted model, not a curated record. Lineage: Eukaryota; Fungi; Ascomycota; Eurotiomycetes; Chaetothyriales; Herpotrichiellaceae. Bases 1 to 993 code for a protein of 330 amino acids.
AUGGAUCCUGCGGAAUCAUUGAGCAGAUCACCCAAGAGGCUCAAAAUGGAUCCUGCGCAGUCACCAUCAGAUCCGAGGCCUCGCAAAAACAAUACAUCGAAAAGCAAGUAUCGGGCUAAUAAGGCCCAGGAUUCGCGGGCUAAGUCUCGCCAGCCUGUCGCCAUCAGUGCGUCUGGAAUCCACAGCGACGACGUUGGGAUUUUUGUCACCUGUGACAAAGGUCAGGAGAGAAAAUGCUUGCAAGAGCUAUCUGACUUGUUAGAUGAGUUAUUUGCCGCUGACUCGAGUGGUCAAUUCGAGGAGCCAAUCUCGGACGUCCAGCAAGACAAGGAUGACGCAGAGGUCGACGUCGAGGCUGAUAUACUUGCCGAGUUGGACUCAUUGAGAUCCAAGGGCGGAGCCCAAAACGGCUCGUCACCGAAGUUCUCCCUGAUAACGCUUGACAUACCGUGCGUCUCCUUUGUGCGGUUCCCGAGAAACACCCCACUUGAUCCCGUCGAGAUAGUCCGCAAAUUAUGCCUUUCGGCCUCAAGCCAGGAAGCUGGACCGCGAAGUCGCUACAUCAAGAGACUCACGCCAGUCACCUUGAUCCGGAAGACCUUGAAUGACGGCCUGCAGUCCCUUUGUGACCAGGUGCUUCCCAGACACUUUCUGAUCGACGACGACGACAAGUCAAGUUCGAGGCGCGAGGACGGGCAUAGGCAGCAGCCAUGCAAAUUCGCCAUCCGCCCAACGAUCCGCAACAACAACAAAAUUGAUCGAGACCAAGUCAUUCGGGUGGUCGCUGAUGAGAUCGCCAACCUGGGCCGGGGAAAGCACACUGUAGACUUGAAAGGUUACGACAAGUUCGUUCUCGUCGACGUGUAUCGAAAUGUGAUCGGCAUGAGUGUUGUCGGGAGCGAAUAUCAGACAUUCAAGAGGUUCAAUUUGGCCGAAAUCCAUGCAAGCCACUUUGACGACGCUGUUGAGAAGAGCACGAACGACGAAAGUUGA